GGAGUCUGUGCCACAGGGAAACGGGUCCCUCAGCAGGAAGUGAAUCGCGUUCACUGCCGUGCUCAGUCUGCUGCCUGCGGGCCGCUCGCUCCACGGGGUCCCUUGCAAAAGCCCCCAGUUGCUGGGGCUCCAGCGCCCCGGCUGCACAAGGGAGAGGUUGAUAUCGAGGGAGCAACAUCCCUGCUGUUUCCCAACAAGACAGUCUCCUAGUUCAGAGACCCCCCAACCUGCCCAGGGCACCCUGACCGGGAGGAUAGACCUUCCCCUCCCCAAAGAGCUGGGGGGACCCCCCAUUUCAGGGGGCACAGCGUAGAGCAAAGUGCAGGGACUGACUCCUGUCUGGAUUGUCUCUCUGUCACAUCAGGUGAUGGGAUGGUGAGUGAGAACAAGGAGGUGCACCUCAGCAGGAAGGUCCUGAGCAAAUGGAAGCACAGAGAACACUAUCGGGAAGAUCUGAAGGGGAUGUUUCCUGGAGUCCUGAGCAGGGAGAAGCCUGCGGAAAUCAGCACAGGCCAGAGGUGCAGCAGGGAACCUCCUCAGGGGAGAGACAACAGGGUAAAUCCAGUGACCAAGGGGUUGGUUUGAAGGACCUUCCUGAAGACAUGAUCCAGCCAGGAAUCUGCACUAAAGGGAAACCAUAUGAAUGUGCUGAGUGUGGAAAAAUCUUCAGUAAUGACUCAUCCCUGAUUGUUCAUCGGCGAGUCCACACAGGAGAGAGACCCUAUAACUGCUCGGAGUGUGGGAAAUCCUUCACUCGGAGCUCCACCCUUAUUGUGCAUCAGAGAGUGCACACAGAAGAGAAACCCUAUAAAUGCCCCGACUGCGGGAAAAGCUUCAAGCGGAGCUCAACCCUUAUUUCACACCAGAAAAUCCACACAGGAGAGAGACCUUAUAACUGCCUGGAAUGUGGGAAAAGUUUCAAUCAAGGCUCAAACCUAAUUAAGCAUCAGAGAAUCCACACAGGAGAGAGACCCUAUAACUGCCUUGAGUGUGGGAAAAGUUUCAUUCGGCACUCACACCUCAUUAGACAUCAGAGAAUGCACACUGGAAAGAUACCCUAUAGGUGCCCUGACUGUGGAAAAAACUUUAGUGACAGCUCAGCUGUUGUUAGACAUCAGAGGAUCCAUACUGGAGAGAGACCCUAUAAAUGCCUUGAGUGUGGGAAAAGCUUCAAGCAGAGCUCAGACCUCAUGAAUCAUCAGAGAAGCCACACAGGAGAAAAACCCUAUUACUGCCCUGAGUGUGGGAAGGGGUUCAGUCGGAAGGCUCACGUUAUUUCGCACCAGAAAAUUCACAGGCCAGAGAGGUCCUUUAACUGCCUCGAGUGUGAGAAAAACUUCACUAGGAGCUCUGACCUCAUUAGACAUCAGAAAACCCACACCAGAAAGACACCCUAUAAAUGUUCUGUGUCUCGAAAAAGCUUCAAGCAGAGGUCAGAACGUAUUUCACAUCAGAGAGCCCACACAGCAAAGAGAAACUAUAAAUGUUCUGUCUGUGGGAAAAGCUACAAGGUGAAGGUCUCUCUAAUGUCCCAUCAGAAACUCCACACAGGUGAUGGGAUGGUGAGUGAGAACAAGGAGGAGCAUCCUCAUCAGGGAGGUCCUGAGCAAAUGGAAGCACAGAGAACACUAUCGGGAAGAUCUGAAGGGGAUGUUUCCUGGAGUUCUGAGCAGGGCGAAGCCUGCGAAAAUCAGCACAGGCCAGAGGUGCAGCAGGGAACCUCCUCAGGAGAGAGACAACAGGGUAAAUCCAGUGACCAAGGGGUUAGUUUGAAGGACCUUCCUGAAGACAUGAUCCAGCCAGGAAUCUGCACUAAAGGGAAACCAUAUGAAUGUGCUGAGUGCAGAAAAAUCUUCAGUAAUGACUCAUCCCUGAUUGUUCAUCGGCGAGUCCACACAGGAGAGAGACCCUAUAACUGCUCGGAGUGUGGGAAAUCCUUCACUCGGAGCUCCACCCUUAUUGUGCAUCAGAGAGUGCACACAGAAGAGAAACCCUAUAAAUGCCCCGACUGCGGGAAAAGCUUCAAGCGGAGCUCAACCCUUAUUUCACACCAGAAAAUCCACACAGGAGAGAGACCUUAUAACUGCCUGGAAUGUGGGAAAGGCUUCAGUGAACGCUCAAACCUAAACAAACAUCAGCGAAUCCACACGGGAGAGAAACCCUAUAACUGCCUUGAGUGUGGGAAAAGUUUCACUUGGAGUUCACACCUCAUUAAACAUCAGAGAAUGCACACUGGAAAGAUGCCGUAUAAUUGCCCUGACUGUGGGAAAGGCUUCAGUGACAGCUCAGCUGUUAUUAGACAUCAGAGGAUCCAUACUGGAGAGAGGCCCUAUAAAUGCCUUGAGUGUGGGAAAAGCUUCAAGCAGAGCUCAAACCUUAUGAAUCAUCAGAUAAUCCACACAGGAGAAAAACCCUAUUACUGCCCUGAGUGUGGGAAGGGGUUCAGUCGGAAGGCUCACGUCAUUUCACACCAGAAAAUACACAGGCCAGAGAGAUCCUUUAACUGCCUUGAGUGUGGGGAAAACUUCUCUAGCAGCUCUGACCUCAUUAAACAUCAGAAAACCCACACUGGAAAGACACCCUAUAAAUGUUCUGUCUGUCAGAAAAGCUUCAAGCAGAGGUCAGAACUUAUUUCACAUCAGAGAGCCCACACAAAGAGAAACUAUAAAUGUUCUGUCUGUGGGAAAAGCUACAAGGUGAAGGUCUCUCUAAUGUCCCACCAGAAACUCCACACAGGCUAGCAGUUGGCAGGAGCUCUCACUAUGGGACAAUGGGUCUGUGCUCUCCUGAAGCAAAGAGUGAAUGUCCUUCAUUGGUGGAGGGUCUGUGUAGGGGCAGCAAGUGGAUGAAAGGUUCCAGUUUCAGUGGGGGAUAGUUGGCAGCGGCAGAAGAGGAGGAAGCACUGGGGAGCUGGGUGAUUUCAGGGUCUGAGGGGAGCAGGCGAUGGGAUUAGUGGAGGACAUUUCUAUGGGAUCUACGUGCACUUUCCAAUUUAGAAGAGAGGUAAAAAUGCCCCAUUGCAGUUUGUGCCUGAGUUGUCUCUGCAGCUCCUAGGGCAUCUCGGGGCAAGGACAGGGGAAUGUUAUUCAGGGAAGCAGCAAGGGGCCCUUUGGGGCUGUAGUUACAAAGCAGGAAGAGUUGCCAAUCUGAACUAACAGGAUGUCGGAGCGCUGCUCAGUGUAUUGGAAUCUAUGCAGUCAUGAGUGAUGGGGGCAGCUGGAGAUUGGGGAAUUCAUGGUGGAGAUUCCCCAGAGAGGUGGGAACUCUGGGGGAUGCCCUUUUAGGAGUGUGGUCUAGUGGUUAGAGGGGAGAGUGGGGGAAAUGAGUUAGGACUCCUGGGUGUGAGUUAGUGCCAGUCACUUCCCGUCCUUUCUCUGUCCAUUUCUCCCAUUUCUACUGUGGAGAUAAUAGUUGUCAAACUCCAUGGAGAGUUGUAAGGGGCUGGUAAUUACUGUGUGUUCUGUAGCUCAGGAGACUGCAAGUACUUGGGAGGGAAAACAUCAUUAUUUUUAUUAUUGUUAUUACUGUGUUUUGUAGAAUCACAGAAAUGCAGGGUUGGAUCAUAGGUGCUGGAACUGGGGGUGCUGCCAAACCCCCUGGCUUGAAGUGGUUUCUGUUAUAUAAAAGGUUUAUAGUUUUAGUUCAGUGGCUCGCAGAACCGCCUCUAUAAAAAUUGUUCCAGCACCCCUGGGUUGGAAGGAACCUCGAGAGGCCAUCAAGUCCAAUUCCCUGCACUGAGGCAGGACCAAGUAAACCUAGACCACCCUUGUCAGGUGUUUGUCUAACCUCUUCUUAAAAACCUCCAAUGAUGGGGAUUCCACGGCCUCCCCUGGAGGUCUAUUCCAGAGCUUAUCUACCUGAAUAGUUAGAAAGCAAAUGAUUUUUUCUUUCCUAAGCGUACCAUUUUGCACUUGUCUUUAUUGACUUGAUUUCAGACCAAUUCUCCAAUUUGUCAAGGUCGUUUUGAAUUCUGAUCCUGUCCUCGAAAGUGCUAGAAAUUCCUCCCAUCUUGGAGUCAUCAGCAAAUGUUGUAAGCCUAUUCUCCACUCUGUUAUCCUAGUGAUUAAUGAUCGUAUUGAAUAGUACCAGAUUCAUGAUUGACCCCUGAGGAGCCCCAUUAUCUAUGUCCCUGUAGUUUAAAAAUGAACCAUUGCUAACUACUCUUUGAGUAUGAACUUUCCAACAGUUUUGUAUUCAACUUAUAGUAAUUUGAUCUAGACCACAUUUCCCUAGUUUUUCUGAGAUUGUCAUAGGGGACUGUCAAAAGCCUUACUAAAAUCAAGAUCUAUCUGCUGCGUUCCCCAUGGCCACUACACCAGUAACCCUGUCAAAGAAGGACAUUAGAUUGGUUUGGCGUGCUUCAUUCUUGACAAAGCCAUGUUGGUUAUUUCUUAUAAUCCUAUUACCCUGCAGAUACUUACAAACUGAUUAACAAUUUGUUCCAGUAUCUUUCCAGGUAUUGAAGUUAGGGUAACCAGUCUAUAGUUCUCCAGGUCUCUUUGUUUCCCUUUUUAAAGACAGCUACAGUAUUUUCCCUACUCCAGUGCUCUGGGACCUCACCCGUCCUCUGAGGUCUCAUAGAUAAUCGCUAAUGAUUCAGAGACUGGUUCAACUAGUUACUUAAGUACCUUAGUCUAGAGUCAAUUUUUGUCAGGCCAUGCCGAUUUCAGUACAUCUUACCUCUGUAUCUGUUCUUUAACCUGUUAUUUCUCUGUUCUGGCUUGAAUUCCUUCCCCCUUCCUGUUCAUAUUAAUUAUGUUAAGUAUCUGGUCAGACUAGUGAAUACUGAUGCAAAGUAGGCAUUAAACACCUCAGCCUUUUUGUCAGGGCCGGUGCAAGGAUGUCUUGCGCCCUAGGCGAAAUUUUCACCUUGCCCUCCCCCCCGCCCUGAGGCGCUUCCCGCCCUGCGGCAGCU
This is a messenger RNA of Mauremys mutica (yellowpond turtle), 4915 nucleotides long. Its product is annotated as zinc finger protein 850-like. NCBI's taxonomy places the organism in Eukaryota, Metazoa, Chordata, Testudines, Geoemydidae. The record is from RefSeq and is a predicted model, not a curated record. The coding region runs from base 423 to 2741 and encodes 772 amino acids. Gene Ontology annotation, biological process: regulation of transcription by RNA polymerase II. Gene Ontology annotation, molecular function: DNA-binding transcription activator activity, RNA polymerase II-specific; RNA polymerase II cis-regulatory region sequence-specific DNA binding. The transcript has 3 exons. Gene Ontology annotation, cellular component: nucleus.